UAGAGAGAGAGAGAGAGAGAGAGAGCGGUUAACCUACAUUAUUAGUAAUCGUACAUUACAUACGUGAUAAUCCUGACCGUAGGAUCAAGGGAUUAAAAGCGUGAUUAAAUAAUUGUUUAAAUGUCUGUCUAAAACGUAAUUAUGUGAACCAAAGGUUAAAAUGGUCAAUUUCCUAUACCUAAAUACCCGGCUAAAUCUCAGUAUCUAAUCAAAAAACCAUAUUUGAUAAUCAAAAAUUUCGGUGAGUUUCAAACGAUUCCGACCGACGGAGAAAGACGAUUAACAACGGUGAACAACCAACGACCAUCGAUUUCACUUGAGAAUGACGAAUACGGCAUUAAGAGAAGCUAAAAGAGAAAGACGGAGCAAGAAAAGAAAUGAUCCGGUGAAGCCGGUGCACAUUAGCGGCAUAACUACAGGGGUUGCUGAUGAUGAUGAUGAUUUUGAGCCCCCGAUUCAGUCGAUAAUGACAAAGCAACCUCAGAAAUUAAAGGUUAAUAAAAAGCAUACAAAAUUAAGUCUACAAGAUGAUGAUGAUGACUUUGAAGUACCUAUUAGAGACUUGAUAGUCAAAAGGGGUGAAAACACAAGAAAAAGGCCAAAUACUACAACUAACCAAGAUGGUGAUGACUUUGAGCCAGUAAAAAAGAAACAAUCGAAAAACGAAAAGCAGAUGGAUCCUAUCGAGGGGAAACGGAAGAUUACCGAUGCAGAACCUAUUAGGACAGAACCAAGACCGUACUAUGAUUAUCAUCAUGAUGUAAUAAGCCUACGGUGCAGUCCUUCAGGUUUUAUGGAUACAGUUAAGCACUUUACUGAAGCGCAGGUGGCGGAUGUGAAGAGCAUUGGAUUUGGUGAGGUCCUUAAUAUAAAACUUUAUCAUAUAAGCACACGUUUAGGGUAUUGGCUCGUACGAAACUAUGACGAGCAAUACAGCACACUAAACAUAGGAAAUCACAAGAUAGAAAUCACCCGAGAUUCAGUACAUGACGUGUUUGGUAUCCCAAAGGGUAAUGUUAUUGUACGAGAAAAAAAUAAGCCUAGGAAAGGAGCAAUAGUGGAGAAAAAUACGGCUACUCAAGGCGCAGAAACAACCAUAGAUGAGUUCAAAAACCAGUGGCCAGACACAAACAAAAUUACUCAUACUUUACUUGCAAGAACUAUGUCAAAGCAAACCACUGGCGGACGAUUAUUCAAGCUAAAUUUCCUAGCCUACUGGAACACUUUGUUUGUAGAGAUAACAAAGUCAACAACUGUUAAACAAAGUUUUCUACUUGCAAUUGACAAAGAGGAAGACAUUCCAAAUCUGGAUUGGUGCUCCUUCGUUUUAGAAUCGCUGAAACGAACAAGACAAGGUUGGAAAAAGUUAGACUCACAAUACAAUGGCCCGGUUGCAUUCCUAACGCUUCUAUACAGCCAUUAUUUCAACAAAAGACACAAAAUUUUCGAUGAAGCUGUCAAAAUGCCUGUCAUACAGUAUGUAACCUCUGGUAUGAUCGACGACGUGGAAGAAUAUUUAUACAACAACGGGCCGCUAAAUGUUGAAGAUUGUGAUGAAGUGGAGAAAGACGAAGGAGCAAAUGAUAAUCGCCAGGAUCAACAACAUGUUACUGCCUCACGCAUCAAUGGCGAUGAUCAUCAAAAUCAAGAGUCUACGACCGCACCAUUCGAAAUCGUAAAACAGAACACUUCGACGCUGUACACUGACCUUUUCGCUGACAACAUCCCGAUACACGAGGCAGCUGCGGUACAAGAAAACCUCACCGAAUUCAAUACAUUAGAUCAGCGUAUGGAAGAUACGGAUGAGUACAUAAUACCACCAGUGGAUACGACACAUGUCUACAACAGAAGAAACCUGGCUGGAAACCUGGAUGGGGAAGAUCCGAUUGACGAAGGUAACAUACCAUCAAAUACGGAUUGGUUUAAUGGGUGGAAUCCGAAUUAACAUAUUUCAGCUUUGAAUUUAGAUGAAAUGGACAUAGGGACACAAACGCAAAAAGAGAUUGACUACUGCAGCACUCCGGUUCAACUAACCGGGGUGAUCUAUGAUCAUGCUGCGUGGGAAGCCUCGAAAAAAAGUAAAAAGUUGGACAGGGUGGCGAAACAAAUCAAGAGUUAGAGGGCGAUGGAGAUGCAAGGUUGGAACAUGAAAACACAGGGAAAGAUAAAGGAUGUGAUGAUGUUCAUAAUACCCCAUUUGAUGAUGGUGGUAUUUCGGACUCAUGCCUGGCUGCCUUACAAACCAUCGAACCAGGCGUAUAUAGGCAGACUACAGAAGUGGCACAAGCAGAUGUGGUAAACAACAUGGACCAACCUGUAAAUUUGGCAGAGUGCAGUCAGCAACAAGCACAUAAACAGAAUACAAUAACCGACGCCUAUGAUAAAGAAAAGCCUCCGACAACAUCAGCUGAUGAACCUGAUGAAGUGACCGAAGCAGAAAUGCAGUCGGUUGAGACACUUUUAAAAUUGGCUCCAAUCCUACAAACAUCAAGUGCAAGUAAUCAAAAGACUCCUGUGUCAGCGAACACAAAUAAAACGGAUGACGAGAGGCAUACACACCUAGUGAGAACGCGUAUCAACAUGAUCAGGGAAAAGAACGAAAAGCGGAUGGCAGAACUAGGUGACGCAUACAGAUCACCUUACUGCAACAGGGUAACCAACUUAUAUGAGCCACUUUUGGGACGUGACCAAACAAUCAUCUGUUAUCUCUUAGCUCCGGUGGGAGAUAUUGGGACAUUGAUAUACAAGUCUGACAGUGGAGUCGAAACGCUAAAAAUCAUAUUUGAAACCUUCCACCCAUCGCAAUACAUAUCAUAUGGUGGAAUGGACGCAUUUGUAGAUGUUUUAAACUUUGAAGAGAAAAAAAGGGACAAAAAAUCAUCACCCUACAGGCUGUUCUUGCCAACUACAAUAUUGCAAGACGAAAUGUUUGAGCCAAAAAUCACAGAUAGUGAUCGAUUGAAAGUAUUCGGACCAAGCGUAGACGAUAUAUUGUGUAAGUAUCAGGUGAAGAAAGUUGACAAAGUUGAUCUCAUCUUCAUUCCAGUACUACUUUCUGAUCAUUACUGGUGCCUAUGCUUUAACAUGAAAAAUGGAGAUAUCGAGUUAAUAGAUAACUCUAGGUAUGCCGAAUCGUUUACCAAACGCUACCGUGGACGCCCCGAAAAGCUGCGGAGAGUUCUAAUACUAUACCUAAAAGGCAAAAUUGGACAAAAAGAGUGGAUAACAAAGUUGGAAAAGGCAAAAAUAAUUCGAAAGGAAAUGGAUUGGAGA
Molecule: messenger RNA, 3273 nt
Organism: Helianthus annuus (common sunflower)
Lineage: Eukaryota; Viridiplantae; Streptophyta; Magnoliopsida; Asterales; Asteraceae
Exons: 10
Coding region: 323-1945 (540 amino acids)
Source: RefSeq, a predicted model, not a curated record